This is a messenger RNA of Scatophagus argus, 4943 nucleotides long. It is a transcript of the gene slc39a14, whose product is annotated as solute carrier family 39 member 14. Lineage: Eukaryota; Metazoa; Chordata; Actinopteri; Scatophagidae. The record is from RefSeq and is a predicted model, not a curated record. Gene Ontology annotation, cellular component: membrane. The transcript has 12 exons. Gene Ontology annotation, biological process: zinc ion import across plasma membrane; intracellular zinc ion homeostasis. Gene Ontology annotation, molecular function: zinc ion transmembrane transporter activity. Bases 723 to 2258 code for a protein of 511 amino acids.
ACGACCAUCUUGAAAAAGGCCAACUGUCGACGUCACUACAGAAAAUACGCACUGUAUGGUUUGUUUGAAUGAGAGGACGACAUAAGGGGAAAAAGCCUGCGUCUGUGAAUGGGUGAACCUUACGUUGCCGUAGACAUCCUGCUGCCCACAUCUGACAUUUUUUUUCACCCGAAUGUGACAUCUCCGGUCUAUAAGAACCAAAGGCACGCUGUUGUUGAGAGGAGUUGACGUCAACCCUGGUUUUUACUCCCCCAACAGCAUCACCGGUACCCCCUGGAUGAGACAGCUGAGAGUGCAGAUGUGAGAGGACAAGCCAGAGUUUGCUUUGAGGAACAUGUCUCCAUGGACUCUGGGAGCUUAUGUAUAUAAAGUGACUCCUGGAUGAGACAGCUGAGAGUGCAGAAGUGAGGGGACAAGCCAGAGUUUGCUCUGAGGAACAAACUGCUUUGACUCGAGAACAAAGUGUGAGGGGCUGCUGCUGCUUGUGUCUCCUUUCAUAGAAGUCUGCUGCACUCCUGAGGAGCCCGCUGCUCUCUUCAGCCAUUUCUUCUUCUCUGCUCACUAUUCCCCGACUGCAUCUCAGCUCCCAGGUAACCAGAGGGCAUCUCAAAGCACGCUCAGAGCCUCGGGGCAGACAGACUGACUCAAGGUGCUUUUACGCCCCAGCUGUCAUUAGAAGGUCUGUAGAAGAAGAAACGCAUCCCCCAUCCAGUGAAGAAGCCAUGCUUUUCUGGUCCACUCAUGGCAGCAUCACUAUGACAUUCGUCCUCCUUCGACCCUACCUGGUGUUUGUUCUGGCCCUGGCUGUGCUUCUCUGCCCCUUGGGCGCAGUGGCAGGUGAGGGGGAGAGUGAGACACAAUCUCCCGCCCAGGUGCUCCAGGAACUGCUGGCCCGCCAUGGAGACAACAGCACCAUCACGGUACCCCAGCUGCGUGCUCUUCUGGCCCUCCUCAGCCAAGGUCAGGAUGAAGGUGAUGGCGACGGCGGCAAUGUGUCGGAGACGCCCACGAUCACACCUCCCAAAUCUAACAACUCUAAGUGCUUGCCUGCAGAUACGCUGGCCAUUUACAGCAUCAGUGAGCAAUCACGCCUCGAUGGGCGGGGCUUACAGGAGCUGUGCCCCACCAUGCUGCAGCAGUUGGAUGCUGGCACCUGCCGGGCACAAAAAACUGAAGAACUGAGUGGUGACACCUCCCCCAGGCCCUCAGACGGUGAAGUGUGGGGUUAUGGGAUCCUGUGUGUGACACUGAUCUCUCUGUGUUCGUUGGUUGGGGCCAGCGUGGUGCCCUUCAUGAAGAAAACCUUUUACAAACGACUGCUGCUCUACUUCAUAGCCCUGGCCAUUGGCACGCUCUACUCCAACGCCCUGUUUCAGCUCAUCCCAGAGGCCUUUGGUUUUGACCCCAUGGUGGAUUUCUAUGUAUCCAAGUCUGCGGUGGUGUUCGGAGGCUUUUACCUCUUCUUCUUCACGGAAAAGGUCCUCAGAGUACUUCUCAAGCAGAAACACGGGAGCCACGGUCACAGCCAUUACCCCGGUGCAGAUCGUUACUCGACACCCCAUGGGGAUGUGGAGGAAGGGGAGAAGGAGAGGCUGCAGCAGAACGGAGAAGCCAGCAGUCUGGCUCUGAGCAAGGUGGACGCAGGGGAGGGGGAGCUCAUGCUUAGUCCUGCACAGACGCCACAGGACUCCCAGAGCCCAGACAGUGCUGCGAGGUCUGGCGCCAGUGGUGGUGGCUGCUAUUGGCUGAAGGGGACAUCCUAUUCUGACAUCGGUACGCUGGCCUGGAUGAUCACGCUCAGCGAUGGUCUGCACAACUUCAUCGACGGCUUGGCCAUCGGCGCCUCCUUCACCGCCUCUGUCUUCCAGGGCAUCAGCACCUCCGUGGCCAUCCUGUGUGAGGAGUUCCCCCACGAGCUGGGAGACUUUGUGAUUUUGCUGAAUGCUGGCAUGAGCAUACAGCAGGCUCUGUUCUUUAACUUCCUGUCAGCUUGUUGCUGUUACCUGGGCAUGGGCUUUGGCAUCCUGGCCGGCAACAGCUUCUCCCCCAACUGGAUCUUUGCCCUGGCAGGGGGGAUGUUUCUCUACAUCGCUCUGGCAGACAUGUUUCCAGAGAUGAAUGAGGUGAGCCGUGAGGAAGAGAACGCGGGCGGCAGCAGCUUCCUCCUCACCUUUUUCAUCCAGAACGCCGGCCUGCUGACGGGCUUCUCCAUCAUGCUCCUCCUCACAACCUAUUCAGGGCAGAUACAGCUGGGCUAGCACCAGACUACCCUGGGCCAACACCAAGCUUUGACUAGUGAGAAAUGAAACUGAGGUGUCAGCUGCUUUCUGUUGGUGUAAACUGACCCCAAAAGGAGAAUUUCUGUUUUUCUCACAUCGUCAGUUUUCAGGACCCUGGAUUUUAGGGAUGUUGGCUACUAUGCGGUUUGCAAACUCCUCCGUCAGAAAUAUUUGAGUAGCCAUUUGUGUACCGUUCCCAGAUGCAGUAGAUCCCAGGCAGAGGGGCUGGCAGCCUUCCUUUUUAUGAUUUAGUAACCUUUGAAUCAAAUCUACUCCCUAUAACAGUCCAGAAAUAUCAGUUGAAGGAGUAUUCAAUCUGCAGAAACAACUUAAAGACAUGCGAGUACUUCGUCAGAUGUGAACUGAUGUGCAGUACUUAGGCAGCCACUCAGAUGUUUCUCUAUUCCCUAUACUACUGAUGAGCCAUUUUGGCUUCUAUUCUUAUUUUUUAUCCUCUUGCCCUCCAGGGAAUGUCAUUGAACUGGAGAGAUUUAGUAGAUAAAGUGUUUCCAUCACUAAUCCUCUAUGCCUGCAUCCUACGUUAGGGUGAAAGGAAAAGCACAGUCAGGUAAUAGCAGCUGUAUUAUGGACAUCAAAGAGUCUUUAUCCCCACCCCUUCUGUUUUUCAUUCACUACCAAAAACAUUUUGGACCUGAACUGAAAUUUUAAUCACAUGUCAACAUCAAACUGACUUCCAGCUGGACUUUGUUGUUUGUGUGUUGAGGUUAUAUUUUUAUACAUGAGAAACGUGAAAAAUCAUCAGACUUUUGAAGACCAAAUAUGGACUGAACAGAGGUGAAGGGCUAUAUGGUGGCGUUUGGAAGAGGCACACUUUUAUUCUUCUCAGAAUGGACUCUGUCUACAUCCUCAGCAUGCAGUUAGAAAUUCGUAAUGCUGCCUGGGUCAAACAUGGUAAGAAAAUAGUUUGAUGUUAUUGACUUUAUCCCGAUAGACGAAAAAGCGUCCGCAGCUGCAUUUCUCCAUAUAGUUUACCGUCUGUGCCCUUCAUUAAGAUUGCAUUGAGCAGUUUUUUUUAUUCUUAGAAUUUAAACUGCAACGCUCUCCAUAGACUAUUUUUUCCAGAAUUACCUAUUCUUUUACUGCACAGUAAUGGUUUGAACAGAAUACUGUAAACUGAAACAUAUAAAUGUGUACAUUUUGCCUCCUGGUCUGUGACCUUAACCAUAUUAAUCCCUCAUCUUGAUGAUAUAAAAAUAAAGUUAUAUACUGUAUCCAGUGAGGUUGUUACGACAUGUCGCCUCUCUGAGUUACACUGUAUGGUCAAAAGUGGGCAAACACACCUGUCUUCAUGCUUACAUGCACUUUGGGGAUGCUUUUCAUUGUUCUGCUGAAUAUUACUUUUAGAUUUGGGUCACAUAGUUAAGGAUCUGUUUUUCUAAAAAAGCAAAAAAAACAGGAUCAUUUAAUAACAAUGAAAGCUAAGGUCUUUCUUGGAUCCUCAAAGAUUUUUUCUAACCAUCUGCCUGAAAAAUAUUCUGUCUGUUACAAUAUUAAAAGAAGAAACACCUUUCCAAAUUGAAGCACAAACUGGGGUCCAGAUUUGGGCUUAAACCCAAAGUGCCAAUGAGGAGAAAUCUUAAGAACCCCAACAUUUAGUCCCAGUUUGGUGUGUAAGAACUGACGUCAGAAGCCAGAAGAGUGGAGCCUGAUAUACUAGCAGAAUAAUAUGGCAGCAGUGUUGAGCAUCCACACACUUUUUGCCAUUUAGUGUAAUUCAGAUGUGAUAUGAACCAGUGAAAAAUGGUUUAAAAGCUGUAAUGCUAAUUUUUUGUUUGUUUGUUUUUUAUUGGUGCGUUCAGGGAUCAGUUGUGCGUCAUAUUGUAAUGUGACUGAUCUCAACUGAAAAAACUUACAGUAUUGAUAAAGAUGAACCAACGAAUCACACCAUAACAACAUCAUCCUUUGUGCUACCGUGUAGACAACAAAUCUGUGUGAGUGCUUUGGGUUUCUGUUGAUGUGUUUAUACAGAUACGUUCACUGAUAUCUUACAGUGGUAUUCAGCAGUACACUGUACAGUGUUCAAAGGUCAACACAGAAUAAGUGAUUACCAAAAACUACAUACUUCUUGUUGAUUCAAUAUUGCUGUAACUGUAGUUUUUUUAAACAAAACAUUAGCGGUAGAAACUGGAAACAAACUGGAACAUUGAUUGGCUGUCACAUUCUACACAUCUAGUAUAAAAACAGAUCUUUUCUGUUUUUUCAUGAUGGAGAGGCAUUAAAACGAGUACCGUGAGGUACAGUAUUACUGCUGCUUGAUAUGUAUGAUGAUUAUUUAUUGUUGUUAGAGCCAUGAAAUAUUUAUUUUGUUUUACACCCAAAACAACAUAUUCAGUUUAGCUUUACGCCAUAAGCCAUGAAAGCAGUCUUUUUGUUUGCGGUUUAUCUUUUAGUAUUUUCUGUUGAAUAAAUGGGCCAGCUGCUGCAAUUCGUAAUAAUCGCUUACUGAAUUGCACAUUUUAACUAUAUGGCCCAGAAUAUACUGGCUCGCUGAUUUCAAGUCCGUCGUGAUAAUUACAGUGUUAUGGUCAGACGCAACCUUACUGGGUUGUAAAACAACAGGAGCGCACAGGCAAUGAGCUCUAUUGGUGCAAAAACUCUUAUUAUUAUUAUGGAUGUGCUUUCAGACCUUUAAUGCAUUAUUUU